Molecule: messenger RNA, 684 nt
Organism: Capsella rubella
Lineage: Eukaryota; Viridiplantae; Streptophyta; Magnoliopsida; Brassicales; Brassicaceae
Product: neuromodulin
Exons: 2
Coding region: 104-523 (139 amino acids)
Source: RefSeq, a predicted model, not a curated record
CCUUGAUCAAUUCUCUUCACUCACCAAAGCAUCACAUUCACAUACACUUACACUUUCUUCUCCCCUUCUUAUUUCCCUCUUAAGCUUUUUUUUUCAUUUCGAGAUGGCCACCGUUGAGGUUGAACAAGUGACUCCAGCAGUCGUAGAGAACGUUGAGGUACCAACAAAGACAGUCGAGGAGCCAGUGGUGACCCAACAACCUGAAGAACCCGUCACCGCCGUGGCAGAAGAAGAAAAGGAAGCACCAGCCGUGGAAACGAGCAAAGAAGUGGUUGUGGAAGAGGCAGAGAAGAAAGAUGAUGAAACAGAGAAGAAAACAGAGGAGGAAGAAGUGAAGACAGAGGUGAUCACGGAAGCCCCCGCAGCUGUGGAGGAGGAGAAGAAAGCAGAGGAAGUAGUAGAGAAGGAGGAGGUGACAGAGGCUACAGCAGUUGUGGAGGAGGAGAAGACUGAGGCGGCGGAGGAGAAACCAACUGAAGUUGCGGCUGCUGAGGAAGUUGUCGUCGAGAAGGCCGAGGAGUGAAGAAGAAGGAAGAAGCUUUAAUUGAUGACCUAUAUUUGGUCUUAUAAGUUAUAUCGUUUUCUGCUAUUUUAAUUUACUUUAUCAUAAUCUCAUAUAAAUAUGUAAUUUCCAUCGUUUAUUUGGUUUGUUAUAAUGAAAUCAGAUGUUUGGGACUUUUUUAA